AUGGCGUCGCAGCAGGUGCUCUUUGCCGAGACCAUCGCCGGCAUGAAGAAGGCCUUUAAGAGAAGGGCCUAUGAGUCUGACUCCGACUCGGAGAUCGAAAGCUUCACGAAUCGAGGCAACAAACUCAAGAAGAGGGCGCGUUUCGCACACAAGGGACAAUUGAUGCCGUCGGCAGGACCUGGAGCCUACAAGGAGACUGUCGAAUACGCUGGUGUACGAAGGUCCAUUAUCCAUCGCAACCCUCCCUUAGUCGACGAGGACGGCUACGAAUUCGAUAGCGACGACGAUGAAUCCCGCGUCGAGGAGGCCAUACUGUCAGCUGCAGAGCUGAAUCCAUAUGCAAACAUCCGCCUGGAACACAUCCUCGCGCCCCUCACUGCUUCAACCGACCUCCCAACCCAUCCCGUUCUCUCCAAGCCCUUCACCUCCAAUACCCUCACAGAGCUAGUCAAGCAGAGUUCUGGCAUAAUGCAAAAGGAAAAUCGAUCGCUGUGGCAGGUUCGACAUUUAUGGACCUCACUCUGUGGCGAUUCCACUUGGGUGCCGUGUUCAACCAUGGUCGGCACCAACGACAUCGAAUUUUAUACUCAAAAUAAUGAGGCUCACCAGCCUCAAGAUCCCUCCAAGGCGGGCGAUACUACAUCUUCACCGUCCAAGGUGAAUGGCGAGAAGAAGCCUGAUGGGUCCGCGACUCAUGCUGCCAGUACCAAUGAACCGGGAAACCAGGGCGAGCAGGGUACCGCUGCUCCAGCAGAUGCCGAUGUGCCCAUGGACGACGGCUCUUCCAAAGAGCAGCCUAAUGAAGCUGAGGACGCGAAAAAAGAGAACGGCAAAAGCAUACUGAAUGGCGGCUCAGGGAGAAAUACAAACGGCAGAGAACCAUCGGCCGAAAAUACAAGUCAAGGUCGCAAAAGGGGGAGCCGUCUACCCAGCGAGGACGUCCAAAUGCAGGAUAGUGUUGAAACAACAAACAAGGCUUCCCAAGAGAACUCAGAAGCCAAGAAGGACGCGGAGGCUUCAUACAUCCACCCAAUGUUCUUACCGCCUACAAAUGCCUCUCUUGAUAGAAACCUUGGGUUACCAGACAACGAGGCCGAAGACAUCAGGCGUCUCCUAGCCUUGUAUGUGCAAAAGCAGGAAGAGGUCUGUCGAGGGGCAGCGAGACUGCAUCUGGGCCUUUUGAGAGCACAGAGGCUCCGCAAAGAUGUACUGGACUGGUCAAAAGCAGAGGCACACUGCGGGCCGAAUCGAGACAUGUCAGAUGGUGAAGACUGGUACGACAAGGAAGAAUGGGGCCUGACAGAGGACCUCAAGAAGGGCCAGGACGAAGAAGAGGAAGAUACUGCAACGGCAGGAAAGAAGACUCGAAAUAGGCGGUAA
Messenger RNA from Trichoderma breve, 1380 nucleotides. RefSeq lists its product as uncharacterized. Gene Ontology annotation, biological process: negative regulation of rDNA heterochromatin formation; negative regulation of silent mating-type cassette heterochromatin formation. Bases 1 to 1380 code for a protein of 459 amino acids. The transcript is spliced from 5 exons. NCBI's taxonomy places the organism in Eukaryota, Fungi, Ascomycota, Sordariomycetes, Hypocreales, Hypocreaceae. The record is from RefSeq and is a predicted model, not a curated record. Gene Ontology annotation, cellular component: Rpd3L complex; cytosol.